This is a messenger RNA of Prosopis cineraria, 1251 nucleotides long. RefSeq names its product OVARIAN TUMOR DOMAIN-containing deubiquitinating enzyme 11. Lineage: Eukaryota; Viridiplantae; Streptophyta; Magnoliopsida; Fabales; Fabaceae. The record is from RefSeq and is a predicted model, not a curated record. Bases 199 to 882 code for a protein of 227 amino acids. The transcript is spliced from 11 exons. Gene Ontology annotation, biological process: protein deubiquitination. Gene Ontology annotation, molecular function: cysteine-type deubiquitinase activity.
UCAUUCCUUCUGAAUACAUAUUCAACCCUUUCGUUUUUCGCUGUCCUUUUCCAUCCUUAUCGGACUCUUUCUCGCCUUAUCGUUCUCUCGCGUCCAUUCAAGACUCUUUCUCUCUUUACUACCUGUCUUCCACAGUUCCACUUCGUCCUCAUUCUUGAUUGUUGCUAGGUUGUUUUUUUAAGUUGAUUACAAGUUGCUAUGGCUGAAACCCACAGGACUGGAAGUGCAAGCUCGAGCUCAAGUUUGAAUAGCAGCUUGCAGGAUACCGAGGAAGACCGCACCCUUGCAAGCAUAUUAGCUCAAAAGGAAAAUUCACAAGCUGACAAUAGGCUUGGGAAACGACUAUCCCAUUUGGAUUCUAUUCCGCACACUCCUCGGGUUAAUGGAGAGAUUCCUGAUGUGAAUGACGCUACAUUAGAUCACGAGAGGCUGUCUGAAAGGUUAGCUGCUUAUGAUUUAGCAGAACUCCAAAUCGAGGGUGAUGGAAAUUGUCAGUUUCGAGCCUUAGCAGAUCAGUUAUUUCGCAACUCUGAGUAUCACAAGCAUGUAAGGAGGCAGGUUAUUAAGCAGCUAAAGCAUUUCAGAAAGCAAUAUGAAGGUUAUGUACCAAUGGAGUACAAAAGCUACCUGAAGAAGAUGAAAAAAUCAGGGGAGUGGGGAGAUCAUGUAACUCUACAAGCAGCCGCAGACAGAUUUGGUGCCAAAAUUUGUUUAGUCACCUCGUUCAAAGACACAUGCUAUGUUGAGAUACUUCCCACUGACAGAAAUCCCUCUAAAGAACUUUGGCUAAGCUUUUGGAGUGAAGUGCAUUAUAAUUCAUUAUAUGCAACAGCAGAUGUUCCUUCUGCGGCACCCAAAAGAAAGCAUUGGUUGUUUUUCUAGAAAAAAAUGGCAGAAUGUGAAGUCUUGCAAAACUCAUAUCUAAUGAGGGCCUUCUUGAAUUGAAGCUGGAAUCAGAAGAGAUAGCGACUCCCCUAGGGUUGGGGCCUUAUUCCUCACCACGCAUCAAAAGCUUUAUUAUGCUGAGCCUUAGCACAAAUUAUAUAUUAAUAGGCCAAAGCUUUUCAUUGUUGGGACAGGUUGGGGUAUUGCUGGGAGGAUAUUACAAAGAUUUUUGUAAAGCAUUAGCAAAUUCCUUUUGAUCAAGAUGAUGAUUCCUUGUAUUUCAAGAGGCGUGGAGGUUAUUUUUUUUUAUUAUUAUUAUUUAUACAGUUACUUAUUAUUUAUGGGCCGAGCCAAGAAAGUUACUUA